This is a messenger RNA of Centrocercus urophasianus (Greater sage-grouse), 2601 nucleotides long. RefSeq names its product chromosome unknown C5orf22 homolog (gene CUNH5orf22). The record is from RefSeq and is a predicted model, not a curated record. The coding region runs from base 1 to 1383 and encodes 460 amino acids. NCBI's taxonomy places the organism in Eukaryota, Metazoa, Chordata, Aves, Galliformes, Phasianidae. The transcript is spliced from 9 exons.
AUGAGCGGCGCUGCGGCUGCAUGCGGGCCCCGGCCCAGCGGCGGGGGGCUGCGGUCGUACCGUGCGCUGCCGGUGUGGGUGGUGGAGGACCACCAGGACGUGCUGCCUUUCAUCUAUCGUGCGAUUGGUUCAAAGCAUCUGCCUGCCAGUAACAUCAGCUUUGUUCACCUUGAUUCCCACCCAGACCUCCUUAUCCCUGUGAAUAUGCCUGCAGAUACCGUGUUUGACAAAGAAGCACUUUUUAAUGAGCUAAGUAUUGAGAACUGGAUUAUGCCUGCUGUUUAUGCUGGCCAUAUUUCUCAAGUGGUGUGGCUUCACCCACCGUGGGCUCAGCAAAUCUCAGAGGGAGAACACAAUUUUUUAGUUGGGAAAGACAUAUCAACAACUACAAUCAGGGUUACAGGUACAGAUCAUUACUUUUUAAGUGAUGGUCUUUAUGUCCCCGCUGAUCAGCUAGAAAAUCCAAAGCCUUUAAAUUUACAUGUCGUCCUCAUUAAUCCUACUGAAGCAUCAAACAGCCAGGAAGAAAAUGACAAAGUAGCAUCCGCUAAGAGACUGAAGCUAAAUACAGAUGACACAGCAAGCACUGCUGCUACCUCUUCAUCAGUGGCUCCUGGUGACCACGAUAACAACUUCUCAAGUGUGAAGGACAAGGAAGUACAACAUGCAGGUGCCCUGAACAGAGCAAAAACGUUGCCAGAAUGCUCAGCUUCAAGCUCCCUAAGAAACAAUGAAUGUCCAGUAAGGGAGGUUGCUAAAGAUAUCUCCCAAGUUCUUCAGAAUGGGGAUGCAUUUGUUUUAGACAUUGACUUAGAUUUUUUUUCAGUUAAGAAUCCAUUUAAAGAAAUGUACACAAAGACAGAAUAUGAGCUCUUACAGGAGUUGUACAAGUUCAAGAAACCUCACAGAAAUGCAACAGAGGAGGAUUUGCUGGAUUGUGUUGAAAACCGUGUCCAUCAGCUAGAAGAUCUGGAAGCAGCGUUUGCAGAUUUUUGUGACAAUGAUGAUGAAGAGACCUUACAGAAGUGGGCUUCAUAUCCUGGAUUGAAACCACUUGUUCAACUAGUACACAGUUUGAAAAGCAGAAUGGAGAGCCCAGACUAUGAAAUGGUCCAUCAGGCUGGUCUGACCUGUGAUUAUGUUGAACUUCCCCACCAUGUUAGCACCAAAGAAGAGAUUGAAGGCCUCUUACAGUCCAUGAAGAUUCUGCUGAUAAACAUGCCAAAGCCCACGCUUGUGACAGUAGCUCGAUCAAGUCUGGAUGACUAUUGCCCUUCAGAGCAGGUUGACAUCAUUCAAGAGAAGGUUCUCAGUUUACUUGGUUUCGUGUAUGGCACUCUGGAUGUGCAUUUAGAUUACUCAAGCAAUUCGUCUUCUUUGUGAUCUUUCUUCAUGCACUGCUUUCUAAUGCUGUGGAUGAAUUUAAAUUGUGUAUUGGCUGUUAUUUCAGCAGGUGGCACUAGAAUCCAAGCUUACCAAGAGUUUAAAUUACACUGUUUUCCAAACCAGCUGCAUCUGAACUAUUUCCAAUAUAGGAUUGUUGAUGAUUCUGUGAUUCUUGUUUUUCUGUCUUGCUUAUUCUUAACACAGAUGCACGAGGAACUAUUCUUUGUCCACAGAAUGUAUUUUUUAACCUAAUUUCUUUAAGUAUGUUUAGCAAAAGGACAUUUUAAAAAUAAAUUGAUUUCUUUUCUGUAGUUAAACGUUUUGAUGAAAUUCAGCGAGUAACAGAUUUCAUGAUAUGAUGAUAAUGAGAUAGUUAGAAAAAGUAUGGAAAAGAGAAGACAGAAGAAAGGAGUGAGAAGGAGAGAAAGAAUCAGUAAAAAAACUGUUACACCGUAUGUAUCACAUAAGUAAAAGCCAACAAACUAAAAGAAGAAAGGUUUUCUCACUUUACCUGAUAGAAGUAAUGCCUUUUUACUGUUGAACUUAAUUUCACCAUCUGCUGACUUCUCUGAGAGCACAGAAAGGCCCAGAAAAUAAAUUAGUAUCUACGGAAGAAGAUGCGAGGUAUAUGGAAGAUUAAAACAUAAGAUAAAAGGUCUAUUGCACACAUCCUUCAGUUAUGGAAAACAACUUUUCAAUAUGAUUGCUGCUUCUUGGUAAACUCUCUGAUGCCUGUUGGCUUUUUGCAACCCUUGACUGUCUUAACCUGCUCCAUUAUUGAUUAACUAAUUCAGUGAAUGGCUGAAGCCGGAAGAGAACUCUGGAAGUCGUCUCCUCCAAAUACCCUGCCCCACUGAAGCAGGUCACCCAGGAGCUUGUUCAGAUUCCUGUUGAAGAUCCCUGGAGAUCUUUGAAAGGAUUAGAGUUAUUGGACCUAUUGACUAAUGCCUGAAAUAAUACUAUCCUGCUGUAUUUCUCUGUAUUACACUUCUCUGUCCUCAAAGACUGUGUACACCCUUGAAAGUGAGUAAAAAGAGACAGAUCCCCACAGGAUAAUUUAGGUGCCUGAUUUGAGUUGAAGAACUUUUCUAAUGUGUUUUAUUUUCUCUUUUAGUAAAGUGUUAAGGAAGACAGUUCUCCUGUUUUUAGGUUCUUCAGUCGAUGGCUAAAAUUUCAUCGAUGGACUCUACUCAUAAAUAGAAAAUAUUAAACAGC